Molecule: messenger RNA, 3853 nt
Organism: Urocitellus parryii (Arctic ground squirrel)
Lineage: Eukaryota; Metazoa; Chordata; Mammalia; Rodentia; Sciuridae
Source: RefSeq, a predicted model, not a curated record
GUUUGUACCUUCUGCUCCAUCUCCUCACCACAUCAGCCCCCGGAGAGUUCCGGCUCCUUCCUCAAUACUGCAGAGAACACAGCCUCCCCACACCCAGCAACCAUCAGGUUCACACCUGAAGUCCUAUCAGCCAGAGACGAACUCUUCUUUUCAACCAAAUGGUAUCCACGUCCAUGGAUUUUAUGGACAGCUGCAGACCUUCUGCCCCCCUCAUUACCCUGAAUCCCAGAGAACUGUGCCRCCUGGCAGCUCCUGCAGUGUGGUGCCUUCCUUUGAGGACUGCCUGGUCCCCACGUCCAUGGGCCAGGCUGGCUUUGACGUUUUCCACAGAGCCUUCUCGACUCACUCAGGCAUUGCAGUGUAUGAUUUGCCUUCAGCUUCCUCAAGCCUUUUUGGGGAGUCUCUUCGCAAUGGGCCUGAAGACAACACGUUCUUGCAGAUCAGUGCUGUGGACCGUUGUCCUAGCCAGCUCUCCUCUGUCUAUACUGAAGGCUAGAAGCAUCCCUGGUCUCUGCUGCACAUCCAGAACCUUUUGGUUGCUUGCCACCUUUUGUUCUCCUACUCUUACAGAGUGCACGAAGAAGGAUGUCAACCAAGUCAGUGGGACCUGUAGGGUCACUGUCUUUGGAAGGACUGGAUGGUUCAGAGCUGGCUUUACAGGAAUAUUUGCAGUUGCUCCUUUUUCUCUCUGGGUUUGCUGGACCAGGUGGCCAGCAGGACUGUCUUCUCAAAGGGAAUUUUGAGUCUCACUCUACUGGAUACCUGUUACUUCYUGGAUGUCAGCCCUCAAAGGACACCAGUGAAAUGAUGUGCAUAUGAAAAAGUAGUUUGGGGAUGACCCUUGCUGAAAACUCCAAAGAGGGAAGGACAGCCCAUUAGCAGGGGCAUAUCGAGCUGUCUCACCCAGUGUUCUCCCUCAUGGCUGCUGGGGCACAAGGAGGGAGAUCCAUUUCCAAAGCACAGUGUGGUCUUAACACAUGGCAACUCCCUGGGUUUCCCUCUUAGAUAUCCUCAUGCUAACYGGUUGCUUCUCAGUAUUUCUCCAAUGACAAAAUAAGUCUUUAUAUGUCAGCUUUCUACUUUGUUCUUGGAUUUUAAAGACUUGUUACUUACAUCUUCUUUAAAAAGAAAAAAUUUAAAGGUUUGUUCUUUGGAUAGAAAUCACUAUUAAUUCAAUCACCCAGUUACACUUAUUUUGCCACAGUGUGGCUCUGCCUGGCCCCACCCCUGGAAUAUUAGUUUUACAGUUAGCACAAGGCUACCUGAGGGAAACAGGGUAGGCGCUCUCUCGCUCUCUCUCUCUCUCUCUCCCUCUCUCUCUCUCUCUCUCUCUCUCACACACACACACACACACACACAUACACCUACUUGCUCCCAGUGCUGUAGCAGGAACCCUUCUGGGUUGACUGCUCAUUGACUUGAAAACAUUCAAUGGAAAAAGUCAUUUGAUUGGUCCCCCAUUGCCUGCACUCUGGUGUUCUGCCUGAGAUGUGCCAGAAAACAGGAGAACAGGAUGCAUUGCAUCACGGCCAGGGUCCUCUUGGAAAACCAAAUCAGGGAGGCCUGAUCUCCAUUUUAUUUGCAUAGCCUCUGCUCAGCUCCUUCAGGGAGUCCACUUCUGUCUCCUCUGUACUUGUUCCCUCUCUCUUUUUGAAGACAUGCCCACCACCUGCCUUGUCCUAUCAACUCUUGGAGAAGUAGAGGAAAUGGUUCACAAAAGGUGGGCUGAGAAGGGAACCCUUUUUUAGAACUCUAGUUUAAAGGCUUGGAAUUUUUCACAGUGCAAUUGACAGUUUUAUAUCAAGCCUAAAUAGGAAGUAAUUUUCAGUGACACCUUUACAAAGGUAUUUAAAAGAUACUGUGUCCUAGGGCAUAGGCUGUAAAAUUUGGCCAUACCCCAAAGAUUCAGUCCAUUACAACAUUAUGGUACAUUCACAUUUCAAGUUUCUUUUUCUCUCUUUAAAAAAAUUUUUUUCUGAACAAAAGUGAAAUAAUGCUAUUUAUCCAACUGAGAUAAUUGCAGGCUUCAAUAAGACAAUUAAAUAGCUCACUGUCAGACUUGGGAUCCUAUGACAGUUUGUAUCCUGAUAGACAUGUCCCUCCAUUCUGGUUCCAAAAUCAGAAAUGUUCUACCUGAUCCCAGUAUUCAUUUCAAUUCAUGGUGGAAUAAAGAACCAAGUGUGGAUUACAUUUUUCAACACAGUUGGUUGAUCUAGUUUCUCCAGCUAGUGAGCUGUGUUCUAAGGAGGGCUAUCAUGCAGGUGUCCAAGUCUGCAAAAGAUGUAAAUUAUCCACUUUAUAAAAAUAUCUGCUGUGCUUUCCAAAAGGAUGCACAUCAAGCUUCCUUGAUAAGCGAGUUCUCAGGCUGCAUGUAAAAUCCCACCCUGCUGCAAACUUGGUGGGUUGUGUUACUUGGCCUAAGCAAGGAAACAUGCAUGCUAACAUUGGCUCGGUCAGUAGUAUCCCUCAUUUGUCCUCUGUCACACUCUGGAAAGAAGGGAAGGCUCUGCUAUCUUUAGAGAGACCAUCUAUUUGUUCUUAAAUACUGAAGCUUUUACAAGUAAUUCAAAAUGUAUUUUAUUUGUGUGAUGAGGAGAAAAAUGAUGUUAAGGCAUGGAUGGUUGUUAUUGCAGUUGAUGCUGUCAGCCCUGCUUUGUGGUUUAAUUAAUUUUAAGUAGAAAGGGGAAAGGACAAAGCAUGAUGCUAAACCUCAGAGAUCAGGGAUGUCAUAUACCUCUUUGGUUGAGAGGAGAUGCUGUGAACCAGGCUCUGGUCUCAUGGUGGUCUAUCACAGUGACCCUGAUUCUUCCUUGUCUAAGCUGGGCUUGGGGGGAUCCAAAGAAUGGCCAGGUGGCAGCAGCACCUGUAGCUCCUCCUUUCUCAGAAAGAUUUCAAGACCUGGUCCCUAGGAGAGAGAUGUGCUGUCAGAGAGAACAUGCAAGAAGCAGGGCCCAGUAUGGCUCCUCAGAGUUUCUUGAUGACUGCAGGUUGGCAAUUAGGGCCUAGGACAUGACACAUUCGGCUUCCUUCAGACUACACAAGCUGUCCUUAGACUCCAGAAUUUCUCUGACUUAAAAUUUGUCCCUUGYUUCCUUUCACACUGCAGAAGAUUUUUGUGUACUUUCACCAGUAUUUUGUAUCAGUGAAAGUGGAACUUCAGAAAAUCAUUUCCUUCCAUUUCCUGGCCUUUUUAAGUCUCCAUAUGUAGCCAUUUUCAUAAGCAUCCAGAGAUUGUCAUUCCCCUUUAAGAACAAACUAACAAACAAACAACAACAAAAGUGGUGCUUGUGAAAACACACAGCCCCUUUGGCCAAUUAUCCUAUUACACUGAAAAAUAAAAAAUAAAAAAUCAGUACACUUAGAGACCUCUAUUUCAUUUGCUGCAUUAUCUUGAUUUCCUAAAGGGACUGCAUCAAAAUGUAGCUUGUAAUUUAGUCUCUGAUCAGCAUUUAAAGAUUAUUUAAAUAUUUAAUGGGCUUGUCAGGUCUCUCCCUUUGCCCAUGUCUUCCCCAAAUUACAUAGGUGAUUUUAACAUGGAAGAGAAGUCUUCAGUAGGUCACAGCAUAGGUUCCACUGAUAGUGAARUGUUGGUUUUGUUCCAUUGUUUUUGAAUUAGCAGCUGUCAAGUACACGAGUACACUGAUACCAGUUCUGAACAAGGAUAACUAUUCAACUCUCCCCUCAGAGAACCUGGACUUUUCCAUUUGCCACAAAGUAUUGGGAAUAGUGACUAUAAAUGUUCAGUGUAAUUAUUUGGUAUUUUAUUUGACUGUAUUGACCACAUCAUUUUAUAGCAGCAUUUCUUAUUGGCACUUUUUGUUGGUGGUGUGGAAUUUCUGCAGUUACCUUUUCC